GGAGGCCACGCCAUCGAGAUGGGUUCCUCUUGGGUACCUGGGAUGGGGUGUGUGGGUGGGCCCGGGCUGAUGGCAUUGCUGCUAGUUGGUCUUCUGACAGGAACCUUGGCUAAGAGCAUCGGGACCCUCUCAGAUCCAUGUAAGGACCCCACACGGAUCACCUCCCCCAACAGUCCUUGUCUCAUUGGAAAGACUGGCUCCAACAGCGUCAGCAGCCACAGUGGUUCCAGCGGCCAAGGUGGCCUCAGCUUCACCAGCCACACUGGCUACAGUGGUCAGAGUGGCUCCAGUGGCCAGGGUGGCUCCAGCUUCAGCACCUAUGGUGGCUCCAGUGGCCAGGGUGGCUCCAGCAGCUUCACCAGCCACACUGGCUCCAAUGGUCAGAGUGGCUCCAGUGGCCAGGGUGGCUCCAGCAGCUUCACCAGCCACACUGGCUCCAGCAGCUCCGUUUCGGGUCCCAGUGGUCCCAGCAGUGGCUCCAGCGUCUUCCAGGGUGGCUCAGGGUCUGCACUAUUUAAGCCAGGAACCGGGUAUUCCCAGAUCAGCUACUCUCAGUCAUCAAGCAGCCGGGAAGGACCAGGGCAAGGCUCCGCUCUACCAACCAACGACAGAAGUUCCUCUCUGGCUGGAGGCUCUUACACUUCGGGGAUGUCCAGCAGCAGCUCCAACCUGCGCCCCUGUAGCUCAAAUGUGCCAGACUCUCCCUGCAGUGGGGGGCCCAUCGUCUCACACUCCGGCCCCUAUAUCUCUAGCUCCCACUCCGUGUCAGGUGGGCAGAGGCCUGUGGUGGUGGUGGUUGAGCAGCACGGCUCUGGGGGCCCUGGAGUGGUUCAAGGUAUGCCUUGUAGCAAUGGCGGCCUCUCAGGCAAGCCCUGCCCCCCCAUCACCUCUGUACAGCAGCCCUAUGGCGGCUAUGAGGUAGUGGGUGGCUCUGCUAACAGUUAUCUGGUCCCAGGUAUGACCUACAGCGGCGGUAAGAUCUACCCUGUGGGCUACUUCACCAAAGAUAACCCUGUCAAGGGCUCUCCAGGGGCCCCUUCCUUUGCAGCUGGCCCCCCCAUCUCUGAAGGCAAAUACUUCUCUAGCAAUCCCAUCAUCCCCAGCUACAGCUCUCCCAGUUCCAAUGGCUACCCAUCUGGAGCUUCCUCGGCUAUUGUGUUCCAGCCUGUGGGCGCUGGUGGAGUCCAGCCCUGUGGAGUUGGCUCCAUGAGCUCUAAGGGGCCCUGCAAUCUCUCCAGUUCGAAAGUGCACAUCGCCUCGAGCAUUUCCAGCAGCUCCAGCUCCUCCUACCAACCCUGUGGAGGUGGUGUUUCCCAGGGGCCCUGCUCCCCACCAGGCCCUGGCUCCCUCUCCAUCAGUGCUGGUGGAAGCCACAGCCCAUCCUCCAUCUCCAGUGCCAAGAUCAUCUUGCAGCCCUGCAGCAAGUCCAGCUCCCCUGGCCACCCCUGCCUUUCUGUUUCCUCCUCCCCACUGAGUGGGGGUCCUGAUGGCUCUCCUCAGCCUGACCCCUCUGCUGGGGCCAAGCCCUGUGGCCCCAACAGCAUCAGUAGGGUGCCUUGUCGCUCCAUCCGGAACAUCCUGGCACGAGUGAAGCCUCUGGGACCUCAGUUAGCUGACCCUGAAGUUUUCCUGCCCCAGAGAGAGCCCAUUGACAGCCCAUAAGUCGGUUUUUGUAAGUGCGUCCAUGGGCGCAUGUGCUUGCACACUGGUCAUCUCCCAGCUGGGAGGCGUCCAGGGACUCAGGAAUGGGGUUAGCUCAGUUUCCCACCUCCAGCCUAGGAGAGCUGCUUCACUUGUCCUUCCAGCCCAGAGUUGUCUGCUCUCUUUGUACUUAGGCUCCUGCCCAGUAGUGGACUCCAGUCACCUUUCUCAUUCUCACCUACUGCUUUGAUCCCCUAUCACCAUGGUGCCCACUCUGCUCUGUCACCACCCUUAAAGCUCCCUUUGCGGUUUCUUUGAGAUGGGCCAUUGUCCAAGCACACUUAAUUCAGGUUCAAGACCAGGAAGCCCCUGAGUCGUCCUCAACCUCCCAUGUCUAGACAAUUGACCCUUUUCUCUCCCCAAUUACCAGAAAACCAUCCCUACUCUUCCAGACAUGUCUUGAUUUAUCCAACCAACCCCUAGAUCACUGGGUUCUCCCUCCUGAAUCCACCUACCGUCCAUCACAACUCUCACCACAACCAGCACACCCUUGUCUCCCAAGCUGUCUUCUCAACCUCUCCCUGGCUGCUUGCUCUCUGAAAGCAUGGGGCCUGCCCACGGUGCCUGUGGACACCAGGGUCAUCUGCAGAGCCUGGCACAGAUACUGCCUGGUGUUCCUGUGGACACCAGGGCAUCUGCAGAUGGCAUAGACUAUCAGCUCUCUUUGGAUCUUGAUCACAGCUCAAUAAAUGGUGUGAACUCUGAA
Jaculus jaculus (lesser Egyptian jerboa) is the source of this 2407-nucleotide messenger RNA. It is a transcript of the gene Cdsn, whose product is annotated as corneodesmosin. The record is from RefSeq and is a predicted model, not a curated record. The coding region runs from base 19 to 1662 and encodes 547 amino acids. Gene Ontology annotation, molecular function: protein homodimerization activity. The transcript is spliced from 2 exons. Gene Ontology annotation, biological process: cell-cell adhesion; skin morphogenesis. NCBI's taxonomy places the organism in Eukaryota, Metazoa, Chordata, Mammalia, Rodentia, Dipodidae.